ACAAUGCUAAGAGCAGAGAGACCUACCGACAGUGGCAGCAGAAGCACAGCAAAAGUUCCACUCCUACCAAAACUGUAAAUUUUCUGUUCACAAUCGCGUACUGAGAAUUCUCAGUUGCUACUUCGGUCUUUCCACGCCCCUCAAUUCCACGUAGCAGACGAAAAAUUACACACCGGCAACUCUGGCAAAGACAGUGGCGUCGCGUAGGGCGAGUCCGGCGGAGGGCUGAGCUGAAGGUGAAUGGAUAGAGUUGACACUUCCACGUCAACCCUUCUUGUGCACAGACGACAGUUCCUGCUUGAGAAUGUAUAUUUCUUCCGUUAUGAUCGACCCGUGAUCUAUAAUUAAGGAACAGAAGAAACGAAGGGCGUGGCGGGAGGCUUGGCUGCGACAGACGAAACUCGAGUGAACGCAACAUACACAGUAAGCAAAUGCUUCGGUGUACUGUUGGAAGGGUGAAAGUGGCACAAAGAGUUCUGGAGCAUAAUGCUGCCAACAUCAUCCGUUUUGUUUCCUGACGAUCAUCUAUUACUCCGCUACUAUGCUGCCGUCUUCCGAGUGGUACGUCCUGUAUUUUGCAAGAUCCUCCGGCUUCUCUCAGGCAACAGACCCAACAUUAAGGAGCUGCUGCUACACUGCCCAGGAUACUCCAGUUCCCAGUACCGCAGGGUGUUCGGAGAUCAGGAGAGGUAUUUGUUGGAUAAUAAUGCUCCUUGCGAACAGUUUGACAUAUCGCUCCUGUUCAAGCUGCUGCAACGCAUAUGCGGCCUGGCUGAUAGAAAUCAUUCCAGUUGGUCAUCUCCUGGGACUCUAGAAAAUCAUCUUCAGUGUUUGAAAAAUUACCGGAAUGAGCUGGCCCACGCGGAUCUGCAAUUGAGUCAGGCUGAGUUGCAGCAACGAAUUGCAGCAAUAAGGAAUAGAUGUCAUGAAGCUUUAGUAUUGUCAGGCCAAAAGAGUCAUACUCGUGUGGAUGCCUUAAUUAAAGAAAUGGAAGAUGGCCUAGACGAAGUCAUGACAGCAGGGGUUGACCUAUGGGAGCCUUAUAGAGACGCAGUGAAAACACUUCGACAGGAACGCCGGAAUCUUAUGAUCAGAGAGGGAAAGAAAGAAAUAAGUAACCAUGCUCAGAAACUACGCAUCCUUAAUCCAUUUGCUUGGCUGACAGAUGAUCACUAUUCUUAUCUUGACAUCAGUGAGAUCUUUACCGAAGUCCAGAUUAUGGGCGAAGGAUACGUGAGGCUUGAAGAUCUCUUGAUCACCGCUCUCCCGUCUGGCCAACCUCCGUGUGUGGUAGUCCUAUGUGGGUGUCCUGGCAUUGGUAAAACCAGCUUAGUGCGCUUCCUGCUGCAUGACUGGCUAUCCACUACGCCCUCAGUCUCUGGAAUGGGGGAUUUUGAACUUGUGGUGCCAGUGGAAUUGAGGCAUGUGAGUAGCAAAAGUAUUGAACAGAUGUUACGUGAACAGUUGAUUCCUGGAACUUGCAGACAGUUCCAUCAAGAUGACAUUGUCCCCGUUUUACAGGAAGCGUCAUUGCUGUGGCUUGUUGAUGGUUUUGAUGAAGCCAAUGAAGAUGCAUUGAGGGUUACUGAAGAAUUGUUGUCCAAAUUCAGAAAUUCAAGGGUUAUAAUUACUUCACGUAGAGAAUGUGUGAAUGAGAUUAAGCUGAUGCUAGGUAAUCACCAUUUGACUAGUAUGGAAUAUAACAUGGUCGGAUUAUAUGAUGAAGACAGAGAAUUAUACGUUCAUAAGCUCUUUCAUGUUUACUCCCAAAAACAAUCAUGUGAUAUAAGCCAGUGUAUAGAUUUCAUAAAUUACAUAAAGAAAGAAGAUCACUUAAAACUAGUCCUUAGUGUUCCACUUUACCUAGUCAUGCUUUUCACGCUCUGGCUGGAAAAUCCUACGAGAAUAAAUGGGGCUACAACUGUCACUAGUCUUUUCCAGAUACUUGUUGAUCACAUUGUUACCCGCAUGUCCAAGAGAAAAAAAUUCCUUACGCUGGGACUUGCAGAGAGAGAAAUCCAGAGGAAGAUCAAAAUGGUCCUAAACAAAAUUGGAGAAGCGUUUUGGGAAAAUUCAUCACAUAGAGAAUAUCGUUUUACAAAACAUCAAUUAGACCGGAUGGAAGACAUGUGUGAAAUUCUGGGGUUACCCUUCAGGGAAACAAUGUCGCCUUUUUUCAUUGUGCAAGUAACUGCUUCACCAACUGGGACAGAAGAGAUAUACGAACCGCUUCAUAGAACUGUCCAGGAGUUCCUUGCUGCACAAGCAUUUUGUAAAGAGAUGACUGGAAGAGGUACAGAUGUUUUAACAUUAGCUGCAGAAUGGAAAGAGCAGCAUGAACAAUAUCAGGAAAAUGUUGCGGACGCUGACGAUGCUCCAAGAAACAAGUUUGUGGUUAAGAAACUUCACGAAGCAAAAGCCAGCUCUUAUGAGGACUUUGAGUUCAUAACAACAAAACACAUGUUUUCUAAUAGACCUUGCUGUUAUAGAGACAUGAUUGUACCCUGUUCUGAAAUGGAAGAUCCUGAAGAAUUCGAAAGAUAUCUUGCUUACACAUAUUUCUCACCGAUCUGUUUUGGAAGUUUGAUACCAAUGUUUAUGGUUGGGUACCUUAAAACACACAAAGUACUAACCAAAACGAGGUCACAACAGAUUGUGUAUAUUUGUAUCUGUGAGCUAGAUAAUAUAAAACAAUAUGAUCUUUGGAUAAGCUUAAUUAAGGAAGCAGAAAAUGAUCCAUUGUUGAUAAAGGAAAUUCAGGAUCAAGUUGGUUCUUUCGAGUGGCGUCCUAAUUAUACAUCUUGGAGCGAUGUUUUAACGUUAAUGGAGUUUGUCAUCCCUGAAUCAAUAUCAAUCCAUGCAUGUGAUAACUAUGAUGCUAACAUUGAAGCUACAGUGCAUCAGAUCUCCCGUUUCAAGAUUGAACUUGUGCUCGACUUUCGGAAUUGGACAAUGUUGAAUUAUCUCGAACUGACAAAAAAAUGCUUGAAUGCAGCCCUUCAUGCAGAAGCUUCAUGCAGCCUCACAUGUCUCAGUUGUCGUGCAGAUAAAGAUAUUCUGGAAUUGCUUACUCGGGCACAUCAUUUGGAGGCGCUUUCUGUACGGGUGGAUACUCUUGAAGAUCUGCAAAAUCUUUCCAAAAUCACUCUCACCCUGCCCAAACUGAGAAAUAUUUCAAUUUUACCAAUGUUUACUCUAGCAAGUGUGCUUUAUAGAGACCUCCCUACAUUUAACAUCUGCCCCAUGAUCCCCUUAAAAAGGAGGUUGAAAUGGAAUAUGCUUAUGGGAGUAUCAAAAUCAAGGUCUCUGAUGUCCUUUUUUCAGUUUGGGUCAGAAACCUUCACAGUAGAUCUUCCUGUAGAGAAAAACCCAGCGGUUAUCUGCAAAAGAAAACCUUCAGCACAUAUGGCUCGACUGAAGCGGAAACGAGGCAGACAUUAUCAAAGAUCCAGAUCUGUUUCAACUAUUCCAUACCCUGAACACUUACAAAUGUUUGAAUCAUUCAUUGAAGUGGUUAUAAAAUUACAUGGAUUGCCUUCAGUCCAUUGUCAUAAGCGCUGUGUUUGGAGAAAGGAGGCUGCGGUCGUUUGUCCAAAAGAGUGCUGUCAUUCUUUUAGCGCCUUAGACGCUCAGGUUCAUGCUAAUGUAAAAGGAAAGUCUCAUCAUGUUAAAGCAACAAGAUACCAUCGACGAAGUCUGAUAAGGUUGCGUUCCUUAUAUAAAACUCUGUGGAAGUUUCUAUGUGAAGUCUAUGAAAGAAAUUGUGGCACAUACAGAAGAAUUUAUGAUCAGUAUAUCAAGGUGAUGUGCAUCCAGCUACACGACCAAGAAAUAUGGGAGCACAUAGAGGAUCCUAACAUAUACCUUCUGAAAGUAUGCGAACUGCUAAUGUAUCAACACCUCAUAUGUAUCCAGCAACACAAAAGGUUUCUCAUUAGGAAUUACCAUAGAUUCGGAAGUGUGGCGCCUGUGAGACUGAUAAUUGUAGAUGCAUUUUCACUUGCUCCAAAACAUCUAGCAGCAGCGGUACAGAAAAUGUGUGAGAAACCUAUAGGGAUUUAUCUCCAUGGCAGUGUAGAUGUGUCUGUAAGCCUGGACGAUCUUGCAGAAUAUGUGUGGAAACUCGGUGCUGCAUUUCCAUACGCAAUUGAGAUAGAAAUUGAAAUACCAAUACAUAGAUAUGAAGUGGAGAAGAUACCUAUAUUAACUCCCGUAAUCAGCAGCCUGAAACUACUUGUUGAGAAAAGUGCACCGAUAUUUAACUUUGAUGCGUAUCUGACACUGGAUAUUUAAAACGAGAGGAAAAAAGUUGAAAACAGUGUCACAUAUGUAUAUGUAUAUAUAUAUAUAUAUAUA
Messenger RNA from Penaeus vannamei (Pacific white shrimp), 4356 nucleotides. The record is from RefSeq and is a predicted model, not a curated record. NCBI's taxonomy places the organism in Eukaryota, Metazoa, Arthropoda, Malacostraca, Decapoda, Penaeidae.